Molecule: messenger RNA, 1715 nt
Organism: Cajanus cajan (pigeon pea)
Lineage: Eukaryota; Viridiplantae; Streptophyta; Magnoliopsida; Fabales; Fabaceae
Source: RefSeq, a predicted model, not a curated record
AUUACACCUACUUAACCAUGAUCUCAUUUUAACCUUGGGUCAGGUUAUAAUUUAUCUUAAUUUAAGUGUGUGUUUACUUUCACUCUCUAUCAACUUAGACAUAAUUUGGAGAAGCAACUAUUAAUUAUUUUUGAUGCGUUAUGACAUGAAAAUGUUAAAAAACGUGAAUCACAAACGUAAUACCAAACAAGUACUAAACUGGGUUGAAAUCACACAAACUUAACCAUGGUCUCAUUUUAACCUUGGGUUGGGUUGGGUAAAAGGAGUGACAUCAGUUAUAUACAUUGCGUGCAUGAAUGUAACCACCUUGUCGUGGAGUUUGAAGCGAGGCAGUGAUCAUAAUGGGGAAUCGACGUUUCACUCAGGUUGCGACGAGCGACGAUGAAGACGAAGCAGUUCAACCGCAUCAACAACGCACGUGGAAGAGGAUGAGGCUUAUGGAGGAAGAUAAAUUAGAUAACGAUAACGAGAAUGAGGAAGAAGUGGGUCAGGAACCGCCUCAGCUUGUGGAGGACGCUAAGCCCAUUGACGAGCCCAUUAGGUUUUCAGGAAAAGGAAGAGGCAGGAAGAAGCACUAUGAAUCCUUUGAAUUCGACGGCAUCCAAUACAGUCUCGAGGACCCUGUUCUUCUCGUCCCCGAGGAAAAAGGCCAAAAACCAUACGUCGCCAUUAUUAAGGGACUUGUUUUGUUGACUUUGUUCUGCUCUCAGGACAUUACGCAGGGUAACAAUGGCAACGUGAUAGUGACGGGGCAGUGGUUUUAUCGCCCUGAAGAAGCUGAGAAAAAAAGUGGUGGAAACUGGAAAUCGUGUGAUACGAGGGAGCUGUUUUAUAGCUUCCACCGUGACAAUGUUCCUGCGGAAGCUGUUAUGCAUAAGUGUGUGGUACAUUUUGUUCCCUUGCACAAACAACUUCCAAAACGUAAGGAUCAUCCGGGGUUCAUUGUACAGAAGGUGUAUGACGAUCUUCUGGAGGAAGAUAACGAUAACGAUGACGAGAUUAAGGAAGAAGGGCCUCAGCCUUUGGAGGACGCUAAGCCCAUUGGCGAGCCCGUUAGGUUUUCGGGAAAAGGAAGAGGCAGGAAGAAGCACUAUGAAUCCUUUGAAUUCGACGGCAUCCAAUAUAGUCUCGAGGACCCUGUUCUUCUCGUCCCCGAGGAAAAAGGCCAAAAACCAUAUGUCGCCAUUAUUAAGGACAUUACGCAGGGCAACAAUGGUAACGUGAUAGUGACGGGGCAGUGGUUUUAUCGCCCUGAAGAAGCUGAGAAAAAAAGUGGUGGAAACUGGAAGUCGUGUGAUACGAGGGAGCUGUUUUAUAGCUUCCACCGUGACAAUGUUCCUGCGGAGGCUGUUAUGCAUAAGUGUGCAGUACAUUUUAUUCCCUUGCAUAAACAACUUCCGAAACGUAAGGAUCAUCCCGGGUUCAUUGUACAGAAAGUGUAUGACACUGUUGAAAGAAAACUCUGGAGGCUGAGUGAUAAGGACUAUGAGGAUAUUAAACAGAGUGAGAUUGAUGAGCUUGUUCAGAAGACUCUGAGGCGGAUUGGUGAACUACUUGACAUUGAGCCUGAGGAGGCCCCUGCUGAUGAUGAGGACCAACUGAAAGUUCGAGUUUUGGUUAAGGUUUUCGAAAUGGUGAGGUUGCUGCUGAGCUUCGCGCUGAGCGGGGUUCUUCGCGCCUGGGCGCGCGGCCACCAGGAGACCCCAUUUGGCUAA